Molecule: messenger RNA, 705 nt
Organism: Magnolia sinica
Lineage: Eukaryota; Viridiplantae; Streptophyta; Magnoliopsida; Magnoliales; Magnoliaceae
Product: histone H2A.1-like
Exons: 2
Coding region: 60-491 (143 amino acids)
Cellular component (GO): nucleosome
Molecular function (GO): protein heterodimerization activity; DNA binding; structural constituent of chromatin
Source: RefSeq, a predicted model, not a curated record
GAAGACCCCAAAUCUUCUAUUCAAAAAAGAGAGAGAGAGAGAGAGAGAGAGAGAGAGAGAUGGAAGGAGGAAAGACGACGAAGGCAGCAGGAGGGAGGAAAGGCUCUUCAAAACGAAAGGCGGCAGUAACGAAAUCUGUGAAAGCAGGCCUUCAGUUUCCUGUUGGAAGGAUUGCUAGGUUCUUGAAGCAAGGAAGAUAUGCGAGGCGGGUUGGAACUGGCGCUCCUGUCUAUUUGGCUGCUGUUCUUGAGUACUUGGCAGCUGAGGUUUUGGAGCUGGCUGGGAAUGCUGCUAGAGACAAUAAGAAGUCUCGCAUCAUUCCAAGGCAUGUUCUUUUGGCUGUGAGAAAUGAUGAGGAGCUUGGGAAAUUGCUAGCUGGUGUGACGAUUUCAAGCGGUGGUGUUUUACCAAACAUAAACUCUGUUCUCUUGCCUAAGAAGUCUGAGAAAGGGAAGUCUGAGGAAGCUUCAAAAUCUCCCAAAAAGGAUUGAUUGGGUUUGGAUGAAUGCUUUUUGAUGUGUUUUGCUGAUGCUGGAUACUGUUUUUUGGUUUUGGUGUUGGGAUGGUCUUUGCUGCUUUCCUUUCUUUUUGAGUAUUUUGUAAAUAUAGUAAUCUCACUGUUGAGGUAUAGAUGUAUGUCCUUCAGCAAAAGGAUGCAAUAGAUGUUAUCAUCAGAUCUCCAUCAAUGAAGUUUCUUUAAGUUAA